CCCCCCGGCGCCGGCCGCAGCCCCUGGGCCCUCCCGCGGCUUCCUCGGCGGGGCCGCGCUUCCCCCGCCUCCCCUCCCUCCUUUUUCCCUCCCUCUCUCCUUCCCUCCAUCCCUCCCGCCGCGCUCCGCGCAUCGCUGCCUCCCCCGUCCCCACGCCAGGCGGACACGGGGGCGCCGCCGCGGCCGUCCGGUGGCCCCCCGCUCCCGCGGCCAGCGGAGCCGAGCGGAGCCGAGCCGAGCCAAGCAGAGACGAGCCGAGCCGAGCCGAGCCGAGCCGAGCCGAGCCGGGAGCCGGCGGGUGCCCGUGGGUGCGGCGCGGGAGGUGGGCGAGCGGCGCGGGGAAUGGAGGACCCCAAAAGCAGCCUGGGGGCCGUGUGACAGCCGGCGGCGCUCGCACACACGCACACGCUCGAAGCGGCCGGGAGCCGGACCCCGGUGCAGAGCCGGGCAGCAGCGCCCUGCCCCGUCCCGCGGGGAGCCAGCAUGGAGUGAGAGCAGCGUGCCGCCACCAGCUAACGUACUGGAAGAAGACUCAAUGGAGCAGGACAUAGAGAGCCCUGUCACUAUUCAUCAGCCAAAGUUACCCAAACAAGCUAGAGAGGAUCUGCCAAAAAAUCUAAACAAAGAAUGUGCCAAGAGAAAAAUCCAGAGGUAUGUUAGGAAAGAUGGGAAAUGCAACGUCCACCAUGGGAAUGUCAGAGAGACUUACCGUUACUUGACUGACAUCUUCACUACUUUAGUCGAUCUGAAGUGGAGGUUCAACCUAUUGAUUUUUGUCAUGGUUUACACAGUGACCUGGCUCUUCUUUGGAAUGAUCUGGUGGCUAAUUGCCUACGUGCGAGGAGAUAUGGAUCAUAUAGGGGACAGCACGUGGACCCCCUGUGUCAGCAACCUCAAUGGGUUUGUCUCAGCCUUUUUAUUCUCAAUCGAGACAGAAACCACCAUUGGGUAUGGUUACCGGGUCAUCACGGACAAGUGUCCCGAGGGAAUUAUUCUGCUUUUAGUUCAGUCCGUUUUAGGUUCUAUCGUCAACGCUUUCAUGGUUGGCUGCAUGUUUGUGAAAAUAUCCCAACCCAAGAAGAGGGCAGAAACCUUGGUUUUUUCUACAAAUGCAGUUAUUUCCAUGCGGGAUGGAAAGCUGUGUCUGAUGUUCCGAGUAGGAGACCUUAGGAAUUCACACAUUGUAGAGGCAUCAAUACGAGCCAAGUUGAUCAAAUCCAAACAGACAAAGGAGGGGGAAUUUAUACCACUCAACCAGACAGAUAUCAACGUAGGUUAUUACACAGGGGAUGAUCGUCUCUUUUUGGUUUCACCACUGAUCAUCAGCCAUGAAAUUAACCAGCAGAGUCCUUUCUGGGAGAUUUCCAAAGCCCAGUUGCCCAAAGAGGAGCUAGAAAUUGUUGUAAUCCUAGAAGGAAUGGUGGAGGCAACAGGAAUGACAUGCCAAGCUCGAAGUUCAUACAUUACGAGUGAGAUCCUGUGGGGUUAUCGUUUCACCCCUGUCCUCACUCUGGAGGAUGGAUUUUAUGAAGUUGACUACAAUAGUUUUCAUGAAACAUAUGAGACCAACACACCAGUUUACAGUGCCAAAGAGCUGGCAGAGAUGGCCAGCCGAGCAGAACUGCCCCUGACUUGGUCUGUUUCCAGCAAGCUGGACCAGCAUGCUGAGCUGGAAACUGAAGAGGAAGAGAAAAAUCAAGAAGACCAAAAUGAAAGAAACGGUGAUGUGGCAAACCUAGAGAACGAGUCCAAACUGUAGAACCACCAGAGGUGUAAGAACCACAUGACCUUCUUUAUCUUCUCCCUUUUUGUUCCCCUUUUCUUUCUCCCACACACUUUUAUUUUCUUCCCUGUCAUUCUUAAUUCUGGGAAAAUAAAUAUUUGAGAUGUGAAAUAUCUACCUUCCCAAUUUAAACUCAAGAGAUUCACAAGACUAAGCAAAGGCAUAGGUUAAAGCUGCAAUACCCAUCACUUCCAGUGGAAUCUCCAUCCCCACCCUGCUAACAACCGACGGUUUCCUCUGCACCUCACCGAGUUCAGACCUCCAGGUUUACUAAAACUGACCAAAAAAAGCCACUGGCAUAUAAUCAAGGUAUAUAAAAAGGAAAGGCUAAUUGAUGUUCAUCAAAGCAAUGGGCCUUGACUCCAUUUUUUUUAUAUAUAUUUCAGGACAGUUUUGUAAACUGGUCAGCAAGCCUUUAUGAAAUGGGCCUUGCAGCUUUAAGAGGAAGGUGAGCAGAGGGCUCUGCAACCCAACACAAUACUGUACAUAUGCCUUAUGUAAUUAAUUUCUCUUUACAUUUAGUAAUAAACAACGCAUGUACAAAAGUACUGUAGUAAAGAUCUUCUAAAUAAUGUACAUAGUUGUGUAAUUAAUGUAGGUUUAGAAAACGAGUUCUAGAAAUAUCGGGAUGCAAAAACAAACUACCCAUGAAAUAAGCACUUCUCUUCUAACAUUUGGAGUCUCAUACUGAUUUCUCCCCUUAUAUCUAUGGCUCUUUUAGUGCAUGACAUCUUCAGUGUACCAGACUGGCAGCUAUUUAGAGUACCUCACUGUUUCCCAAACAGGUCAUUUUUCUGACUCUAAAAAGCCAUAAGUCUGGGAGAGGGCAGGGUAGAAAAAUUGUAACAUAAUUACUGAUAUACUGUGAAAAUGUUUACAAAUAAGGCAAACCAUUCCUGGGUAUUUUCUUGGCAGUUCAAUCUAAAUUUAGACUGUGGCAAACAAGAAUUUCCUGCGUACUCCUAGUCUAGCAAGCAUGUUCCAUGCAGAGGUAUUAGCCUUUAUGUGCAAUAUCCAGGGAAACAUCUUUCUCCCCACCCAAACCAUGGGAUUUAAAUGGAGCAAGUUGCUGCGUGAGCAGCACAGGCCAUUGAAAACCAAGUGUGGUCCUGUAGUGAGCAGAUCAUAACCACCUAGCUGGAAAACAGCUGAAUUUCAGCUGAAGCCAUAAUGGAAGAAAUUCUCUUGCCAACAGCAUCGGUGCUUUGUCAGUCCCAAAACAAGUCACAAAACACGUGCCAUCCCUGGGUAACAGGUUUCAACAGGGCUUCUCAGCAAAACACAUAGAUCCUGCCACCCAUGUUCAGAAGCAGGGGUCCCUAGAUUAGCUCCUUGGCUGCUGUAAACCACUGUAAAUCCUGUACAUCCUGGCUUAACAACUUUAACAUUACCAGUUGCAUAGCUCACGCCACAACACCUGCACCAGCAGGGGAGCUGAUCCAAACGGCCCUCUGCUCAUGGACACGCUGUGUGAUGGAUGCUGCUCCCACAGCACAGCAGUGCCCAGCACCAAGGACUCUGCCCAGCAUGUGUUAAAUGUUGCCUCUUCAAUGCAGGUUGUGAUGCUUUUGGUGGGCUUUUGCUCUGGCCCAUCCACAACAACAUUCCUGUCAGUGAAGGAAAGGAAGCUGCAGCCUUAAUUUGCUUGGUUUUGGUUUGUUUGUGUUGUUUUCUUUUAAUACCUGCCCACUGCAGAACAGAGAAAUAUAUUGAAAGGAGUCUGAAGCAUUUUAGUGCAGAAACAUUUACAUUAAAAUGGGAAGAAGAAAAAAAAAAAAAAAAAACUCAGGAGAAUCUCAGUGGGCAGGUAGAAAUUUUGCACUGUGAUAUAGCUUUCACUCCAAGUCCAUACAUAUUCUCUGUUUUUUGCUGAAACAACUGCCCCUUGCCAAUUUUCACCUAGUGUGGUUAAUCCACAAGGUUUUGCAGGUCCUCCAGCUGUGCUUAAUACCAAGGCAGGAAGAGCAGGGUGUGGGAGAAAGGUUUGCCACCAGGGAUGGGCAGGUCAGGCUGGAUGGGAAGUCUUUUGUUUCAUCUCUGAGCAUCUUUCCUGAAAGGCUUUCACAGAGCAGCGUGAUUUAAGUAAUGGUUCAGAAUAUGGAUUUUUUUUUGUUGUUCCCUCCAGUUGGGAUGGCUGAUUUUGUCAACCAGGUAAAGGUAAUUUAUGCUGAAGUUUUCUGAGAUACAGCUCCUUUUGCUAUAGACCUCUUAAAGCUUGGUCUUCUGCCCUGGUACCAGAACCAGCCCAACACUCCCACUGACACAUCACAGCCCAUCUGUAAGGCCACCCACGAGGGGCACCCAGCACUUUUAAGGCAAGGUCACUCCAAAGCUCUGCUGGAAGACAGAAGCCUUACAGCAGAAGACCCAGGGGUAACACGUGGGUAGGGAAGAGCCUGUGUCAGUCUGCAGUCCUAGCAAAAGGUGCAUGAGCUGAAGGCAAACCAUUCCUCCGAGGAUAAACCUGCUUUUUGCUCUUGGAAUUUACUGGGCCACUCUAUAAUUCAUUGCUGCAGUUUAAGAAAAGUUUAUGUUGAUUAGAACAGCAGCUCAGGGCCCUAACAGAACCUUUUUUUGUGUCCUCAAACACAAAAAAAUAGACUUUACGCCACUGGGGCAUGCGCAUGUGUAAGCUAUAUUUUUGUGAAUAGGGCACUUAAAGCUUAAGGUGUGUGUUUGUCUCUUUCUCUCUCUCUCCCCCUGUAUUUUAUUGUCUUUGGUAUUCAUGUAGUAUGGACUGUAAAGUUUAUGAAAUCUCAUUUUUGUAACAUAAGCUUAAAAAAAAAUAGAAGCCUCCAAAGCUUUCAAUGGGGAAGCUUCACGUAAACUUUGUACUAGAAUGUCCCUAUCAAACACCUCUAUUUUUCUACAAUGAUUGAUUAAGCAGUUUAACAAUGUAUUUUGUGUCAAUGAUUUCAACUGAACUGGUAAAAAGACAAUUAAGAACUGAAUGCUGUUAAUUAACAAUGGAUUUUCAAGCCGUACAUAUUGAGUGGUGUUUUCAUUAUAACAACUUAACCUGAAAACUUCAUCUCCUAAACCUUAACAAUGUCCUUUGAAAACAGUGCCAAAUGGAAUAUUGUUGGCAAAUCAUAUUUAAGAAUCAUGAAUGAUGUAAUGUUUUAUUUGAUAAGAUAUAUCGUUAAUCAAGAUCCAUUACAUACUUAUAUAUUUCAUUAAUACAUUUUGAUGUCUUUUUCUCAGCUUAUCUUGUGAUUUCCAGAAGCAAAAGAAAAUCCAGAGAUAAAUGUGAGUUUGCAGUCAUCUACUGCGGCACUCAGUUCCUUCUUCAAUGCACAGAAAUGCUGCAGAGAUUCUUCAUACAAACACAUGCAUAGUGUUGUACUGUCAUCUCUGCCUCUUUCUCACUCUCUUAUUUUUUUUUUAAUUUGUUUCUGGUUUUGGCAUUUAUCUUUUGUUUUGGUUUGGUUUUAGAGGGUUUUGAGUUUGGUUUUUUUUUAUUACAACACACUAUUUUUUUUUCCCCUCACGUUUCCAAACCAUAUCUUUCAGGUGGUGACAACAGAUACAAAUAUAUUGCUUUUCACAGGGCAAUGGAAAUUUAUAUUGGGUGAGAAUUUGACCUUCAGCAAGUACUUCAAGUUACAUCUUAGUAUUUAGCAAUAAAUACCAUCUUACCAGCAUUGAAAUACAUUCAAAAUUUCAUUUCAAAAUAAGCAACAAAAAAUACAAACAUCCUCUUAGAAGUAUAUAGUAGUUAUCCUAGAUCUUUGUCCUACAGAACUAUAGGUAUUGGCAUUGAUGUGAGCCACCCCAUCAAAUUUAACUUUGGUGAUCAAAACAAAAUGUCUUGUCUUCUUCUGUGAAGGGCCUUGCUACAAACUUGUAGGUCUCUAUACCUGAGCAUGGGUGGAGGGGACUGCACAGCCCUGAGUUAGCAGAGCUCUGUGCAUAUCUUGCUGUGCAGAGGAAGGAGGUGGUGUGCCAGAGGAGGGUCCCCAGCCACCACAUCAGGCAGAACAGUAUGUUGGCAAAGGGGAAAAUGGUUGAUGGAUGGUUAGAGACUAUCCUGGCUCUAACCUUCUUCAAGACAGGCUCUAGAUUUACAUGCAUAGCUAUAGUGUGCAAACGUGCUCAGUUCUGGGGUUGUCCAUAUUCCUCUGCUGGAGUUAAAGAGGAAACUCAAACCCUUUAAAAACAGGGAAGAAAUCUGUCUUAUCUUUUCAACAGCAGGGCACAAGUUCCCAUUUUGAUCAGCUAUGUGACAUUACACUACUGAGGAAAGGGAAGACCCAGGCUCAAUGCCCUUUUCAGCUCAGGGAGGUUUGAGGCUGCACCCCACUCGUCCCAAGAAACAAACCCAGCCAUAACAGUAAAAGCAGUGUCCCAACACCUGCACCAAGGCCAGACGGGUUCUUGAAUUCUCCCACUAGCCCAAAGAAACUUUAAAUCCUUCCCUUGGUGCAUUUUUAAUAGAAGAAUGGAAAAUUCCUCAUUCCCUCAGUCCCUAACAGCUGUUGUCCUAUUGACUAGGGCACUCCCAGGCUGUGUGGCACAUAUGGGUGCAAGCCCUGGCUGGGGCAGGCACAGGAUUCAUGUUUCUCACCUCAUCCAACAGUCAUCUGCAUUCUGCAAAGGUGCGUCACUGCAGCCUUUAGCUAUGAUCCUGAGUGCAAGUAGCCACCGCAUCUCCUAAGGCCCCAAAUCCUUUGAGGUCUGGGCUUGAUGUGCUCUGAACACCACCCACCCGAGCAGCCUUCCUAGGAGGUGGAGGCGGAGGAAAGCCAAGUCAUUUUAUCUCACUCCAGCUGCACUGUGAGAUGGGUACAGAGCUGCACAGCCCUGCAAGGAUGUGUGAUGUUAUGCCUAGAAACCCUUCCUGGCAGAAGUAAGGGGUAACCUCGGACUUCUGGCUCAGGGAGAUUUGAACUUAAUGAUGAAUUUAUACCACUUGCUCAAGAUACCUGAUGUAGAUGUGAAUUACAGGCUCAAAGCUUGACUUGACUUGUCUUUAUCGCAAAGGGAGAGAUAGACACCUUGGUAGGACAUUCCUUUAGAUAAAAGCAGAAGUUCUCACUGUGAAACUUCAACUUUUUACUAUUACUGAACUUUCUGUCUGUCAAAAUAUCUUUCUUUUCAAAAUACCAGCCUUGUUAACAACCAUGUUACCUCAUUCAGACACUACUUAGUCUAUAAAUCAGGCCUAACAAAACAAGAACCAAAAUUGGCUACCUUUGCUCCUUUAGCUCAUAAACAUGUUUGGAAAUGUGCUUGGAAAGCAGACAUAAAUGUGGGCUCUGUGCAUUAAGUAGUUCUUAGAGACAAGACCCAAAAGCCAUUUAAUAUUUAUAAUAAAUGACGUUCUUUUAUGCUUCCUGAGUUAACUUUAAACUUCUGAGAUUUGGCUUUUUGGAGGGGAGGGGUGUUCUUACAGAUUUUAGUGCACAUUUCAUUUUGUGUAUUUAGUUCAAGCUUCCUUCCACCCAUUUCCAUUUUUUUCAGCUCCCCUGGAUUUUCAGAAAUGUUAAUCUAGUGAUAACUUCAGUGUAAUGGAGUACUUACUUUACCACUUACCAUUCUUCCAUUUAUUGCCUGCAUACUGGUGCUGUAAUGCAGUUUCAUGUAGACAGCACAAAGACAUCAUACCCAAAGAUAGUGUUCCAGAGAGACCUGCAUAUCUUGAUAUUUCAUCUCAAGUGUGAAAUCUGUUUUCUAUUUCAAGCAAAUUCACAAGUAUAAACCACAGUUCUUCCCUCAUCUUCUCUAACUUGUGUGUCAUCCACACAGAAUAAAAAUUUAGGAGUUUCAAGUAAUACCAGCUGCUCAGAGUUUUUUUUUCUCAGGAUAGAACUGGGGAGAGUCCUCCCAGUUUUUUAUUUUUAUUUUCUUUUAUCAAAGAAGGCAGCCAGGAUCACCAAAGCCACAGCUGCAGCUUUUCCGCAGCCCUCUAGAAUCUACAGGCUCUACCAUAAGGCAGGAGGACCCAAAUUCCUCACUGAAAUGUCUGUAUUAAAGGACAUGUGAUGUGGUGCUUGAAGAGGUCACGUUCUAAUUUAGAAAGGAUGUCAGGGCAACAUUCAGUUUAUGUACACUCAAAUUUUUUGGGGGGGGGACUCAGACUGUUACACUUUCUAAUGCAUCUUUUUCGGGCCAUUAAAGAAGUUAUUUCCUUUUCUCAACAACAACUGGAUGGGAUGCUACAGCUAACCUCCUAUAAUUCUACACGAGAUUUUUCAGAAAUGCUGAACAUUUACCAACUCUUAUGAAAGCCAGUAGGAAUGAGGAGGCAUUUCUGGAAAAAAGAGACCAUCUGCUGAGAUGACUAUGUGAGAACUUUGUGCUGCCUUUUGUGCCAGCUUUUAGGCUCCCUGGGAGAUGAUGGAGUCAGUAUAGGUCUUCACCUCACUGAAAUGCCAUCAGCAUCAAAUACUUGCCAAAGUCUUAAGGCAGCCACAGGCAGUAUACUUACAUCCUUCAGUUCUGCUAUAGGUUUUAGGCACACAUUUUUAGGCAAAUUAGGGAUAGCUGAAGCCACUGCUAAAUGUGUUAAAGAUACUUCCAACAAAUACAAAAAAACAGUGUGACUCUCUUAAAGACGGUUUAUUUGUAAAGGGGUUAAGGCACAGUAGUGGGGCAAGAAAAGUAAGAUGCACAUUUUGUCCUUGUGCUGCAGCUUCUGUAGGAAAAGAUGUAAUCCAUGACUUAGCAGACAGGCCAGCAAUUCUCAUUUCUAAUGAUCUCAUUUCUUAAAAAAAAAUAAAAAAUAAAAAAAAAAAAAUCCCACUUUCUAGUCAAAAG
Molecule: messenger RNA, 8542 nt
Organism: Anas platyrhynchos (mallard)
Lineage: Eukaryota; Metazoa; Chordata; Aves; Anseriformes; Anatidae
Gene: KCNJ6
Product: potassium inwardly rectifying channel subfamily J member 6
Biological process (GO): potassium ion import across plasma membrane; regulation of monoatomic ion transmembrane transport
Cellular component (GO): plasma membrane
Molecular function (GO): G-protein activated inward rectifier potassium channel activity
Source: RefSeq, a predicted model, not a curated record